Budorcas taxicolor (takin) is the source of this 474-nucleotide messenger RNA. It is a transcript of the gene CIMIP5, whose product is annotated as chromosome 11 C2orf50 homolog. The coding region runs from base 1 to 474 and encodes 157 amino acids. The record is from RefSeq and is a predicted model, not a curated record. The transcript is spliced from 3 exons. Lineage: Eukaryota; Metazoa; Chordata; Mammalia; Artiodactyla; Bovidae.
AUGGGAAGCCGCCCCACUCCUGGGCUCCAGAAAACUACAUCAGCUGAGUACCGACUGCGUUCAACCAGGCCUCCAGCCUCAGUCCCGUCCACUGCCCCAGGAGGCUCUGCGGUGGGCAGGGGUCCCGCGGGUGGCCCCCAGGCCCUGAAGGCCAAGCGGUCAGCCCCAGGGGCUGACGGUGUGCAGCGGGACCAGCUGUGGAGGGAGCUGCUGGAGGCCGAGAGGAGGAGCCAGCAGCGCUGGGCUCAGAACUGGAGUUUCCUGAAAGACUAUGACCCCAUGGGCAACAAGAAGGAGCCCGUGAAGCUGCCAGACUACGUGCCUCGCUUCUCUGACACUGUCCCCAAUUCCACGAACCGCGCUGUGGGCAGCCGGGUGGACACGCCUCUGGGGAAAACCCUCAUCAGCCUUGACUUCUUCUUCGUGGAAGGAGCCCGGAAGAAGAAGCUGGAAGAGGAGCUGCAGCCCAUCUAG